This is a messenger RNA of Mytilinidion resinicola, 887 nucleotides long. RefSeq names its product charged multivesicular body protein-like protein 5. The coding region runs from base 122 to 763 and encodes 213 amino acids. NCBI's taxonomy places the organism in Eukaryota, Fungi, Ascomycota, Dothideomycetes, Mytilinidiales, Mytilinidiaceae. The record is from RefSeq and is a predicted model, not a curated record. Gene Ontology annotation, cellular component: multivesicular body. Gene Ontology annotation, biological process: vesicle budding from membrane; late endosome to vacuole transport via multivesicular body sorting pathway. The transcript has 2 exons.
CACGGACCACCACGCGCUCCACUUCAACUCCAGGCACUCCCAGGACUCCCCACCGCACUUUAGCUCUGCCAAACCGUCAAACAAGCAGAGCCACCUCUUGCUAACAGCAUACAAUACCACCAUGAACCGCUUGUUCGGCGCGAAGAGCACAGCGCCCAAGCCCACGCUCAACAGCGCCAUCUCCAACGUCGACACCAGGAUAGAAAGCAUAGAUGUCAAGCUUGCUAAGCUCAACGCCGAGCUGUCCACCUACCAGCAGCGCCUUGCGAAGAUGCGCGACGGCCCGGGGAAGACCGCUCUCAAGCAGAAGGCACUCAAGGUCCUACAGCAGCGCAAGAUGUACGAGGGGCAGCGGGAUCAGCUACAGCAGCAGUCGUGGAACAUGGAACAGGCGGGCAUGAUGCAGGACAACCUCAAGAACACCAUGACUACAGUCGACGCCAUGAAGACCACCACCAAGGAGCUCCGCAAGCAGUACGGCAAGGUCAACAUCGACAAGAUCGAGAAGCUACAGGACGAGAUGGCAGAUCUCAUGGACAUGGGCAACGACAUACAAGACAGCAUCAGCAGGAGCUACGACGUUCCAGAAGACAUCGACGAGUCCGAGCUAGACGCUGAACUCGAGGCGCUGGGCGAGGAGGUCGAGUUCGAGGGUAUUGGGGAAUCGCAAGGCUUGCCUAGCUUCAUGAUGGAUGAAGCUCAGCCCCCACAAUUCAUCGACGAACCUCCCGAGCCUGGCAAAGUGAAGGAAGCCGCCGGUUGAUCGCGUCUCAAUUUGCUUGUUAUCUGGACUCUCAUACGAGCGGAGGUAUACCCGGCAUAACGGAUGAUAACGGCAGGUCUAAAGAAUUUGGUGAAUGCAUUUGUACUACCCAACAACUCAUGCC